Messenger RNA from Adineta steineri, 783 nucleotides. The record is from the annotation of a GenBank genome assembly. NCBI's taxonomy places the organism in Eukaryota, Metazoa, Rotifera, Eurotatoria, Adinetida, Adinetidae.
AUGAGACAAUUGGUGUGUGUCGUUUUUGUCUGUUUAUGCACGAUUUUGAGCGUUCUCAGUAAAGAGAAUCCUCUAUCGGACAAAAUUCAACAAUUAACAGAAUUAUCAUUGAAAAAAGCUGUGAUUCGUUUAAAUGCUGAACGUUUUAAACAUUUUGUUCGAACACCACCAAGAAAUUAUUCUAUGAUAGUCAUGUUAACAGCAUUAUCUCCACAAAGACAAUGUCCUAUGUGCAAACAAGCACAUGAUGAAUUUCAAGUAGUUGCAGAAAGUUAUCGACAUUCCAAUGCUUUUUCAAAUAAACUCUUUUUUGGUAUGGUUGAUUUUGAUGAAGGAGCUGAAGUAUUUCAAUACUUAAAAUUGAAUUCAGCUCCAGUAUUUAUGCAUUUUCCAGCUAAAAUGAAACCAAAAAAAGGUGAUCAAAUGGAUAUUGGCCGUACGGGACUUUCCGCUGAACAAAUGGCAAAAUGGGUUAAAGAUCGGACUGAAAUUCAAAUUCCAAUAUAUCGCGCACCAGAUUAUUCCAAAUUUGCUUUUGUGGCAUUAUCGUUAAUAAUGAUUGCUGGUUUAAUUUAUGUCAAACGUGAUAGUCUUGGAAUUCUUUAUAACAAUUUUGUUUGGGGAAUAUUUGUAAUCGGUGUUGUAUGUUAUUUUAUCUCUGGACAAACAUGGAAUCUUAUUAACGGACCACCAUUUGUGUCCAAUCGUAAAAAUGAAAUGGAAAUAUUUGCUGGUGAUUCGAAUAUGCAAUAUGUAGCCGAAACAUACAUAGUUUGUAGAUAA